Messenger RNA from Porites evermanni, 754 nucleotides. The record is from the annotation of a GenBank genome assembly. NCBI's taxonomy places the organism in Eukaryota, Metazoa, Cnidaria, Anthozoa, Scleractinia, Poritidae.
AUGGUCAGAGAAACUAAAGAGAAAUUAAAGAAACAUUUCCGACCCAGGAACCUUUGGAGCCUAGUUGCUCUACAUGUAAACCCCGAAACAUGGGCAAACAAGAGCCAUACGGCCAAAAGCGUCGAUCUCAGAGCAGCCAACACACAGAACAUCGUUUCUAGGGUGGGCACUAUUGCUGCAAAAUGUACUGAUAAUUUACUCACGGCCUGCAAAAAAGAUGGCAAGAAAAUUGACCUUGAUGAAAUGGUUAGUUUUCACUCCGAUGCUCUGGCAUUGUUAGGCCACCCGCAAUAUGAAUUAUCACUGAAAAGACACAAGGCGAUAAGACCUAGCCUCAAGAGAGAAUAUGCAGCACUUUUCCCUCUAAAUGUCCCAAUAAAUAAAAUAAAUAAAAUUUCACAAGUGUCAAUGAAUGGAAAAAAAUCACAAAAGGCUGGCUGCAAAGGUAGUUCUAGCACCAGGGGACAACACAGAUCCUCAGACCAGUAUUACAAAAGGUUCUUUCAUUCCCACAACCAAUAGAAAAAUCGUGGCAAUAAGUCAAAAAACUUCAAAUCCCCCCUCUACAAGAAGAAGGGGGGGGGAGCAAGAACCAAAGGCAAACAUUAAGGAGCUGACCAAUUUAGGAACCCCGCAGGUUAAUAAUUUUGAGCUUUAUGUUGAGAACAUUAAACAACUAUUGUUGUGUCAGAUUCAGUACUUUAAGGCUGGCAGCAUAAGUACAUGUUACUCGAGAUGGCUAGACUUAACCUAA